Molecule: messenger RNA, 6424 nt
Organism: Crotalus tigris (Tiger rattlesnake)
Lineage: Eukaryota; Metazoa; Chordata; Lepidosauria; Squamata; Viperidae
Gene: PDE1A
Product: phosphodiesterase 1A
Exons: 13
Coding region: 601-2208 (535 amino acids)
Biological process (GO): signal transduction
Molecular function (GO): 3',5'-cyclic-nucleotide phosphodiesterase activity
Source: RefSeq, a predicted model, not a curated record
CCAUCCGUCUCUGUUAAUUUGUGUACAGUUCUUACAACAGCGCAGAAACAUUUAGAAAACACUUGCAGGGGUUUGCUCUGAAACAGCUGGACAACUUUUAUUUUGAAGAAAGGAGAGGAUUAAAAAAAAAAAAGGAAAGAAAGAAAAAGGGAAGCCUCCCAAUGGACUGGUCUUGUUUCACAAAACAAGCCAGUCUCCAAGUUGAAGACUUUGACCGGUGCAUUUAAGAAGAGUUCUCAUGCCUGGAAUAAUCUAGCCCAAGUUUUUCUUUUUGUUUUAAACUUGGUGAAGAGUUGGUAAAAGUUCUGCAUUUUCCUCAGGCAGCUGAAACCCUUCCAGGAAGCUCUUCCCUGCUUUGCUCAACUUGUCCUCUCAGUCUCUCUGUGUAACAGCCUGCAUGUUUUGGUGCUGCUCAGACUCUAUGUGGUCUCUAUGGCCUCAUUUUACCGGACUGUCACACGGAGGGAGGUUUUCCCCAGCACCAGAAAAAAACCUUGGUGUGGUCUCUUCAGCACAGUAGCUAAGAACAAGUUUCCCGAUUGCUCCCAGGUUCUCCCGGGAACUCUUUUCAGGAAGAGGCUGUUCCUCGCCCACACUUAAAUGGAUGAUUAUGUUACAAUUAGGAAAAAGCAUCUCCAGAGACCUAUCUUUAGAUUAAGAUGUUUAGUGAAGCAGCUGGAGAAAGGCGAUGUUAACGUGGCUGAACUGAAGAAGAACAUCGAAUAUGCAGCGUCUGUUCUGGAGGCAGUAUACAUUGAUGAAACCAGGAGGUUGUUGGAUACCGAGGAUGAACUAUCAGAUAUCCAAUCAGAUUCUGUCCCACUGGAAGUACGAGAUUGGUUAGCAUCUACCUUCACGAGGAAAAUGGGAAUGACAAAAAGGAGACCGGAGGAGAAACCAAAAUUUCGAAGCAUCGUGCAUGCUGUACAAGCUGGGAUCUUUGUGGAAAGAAUGUAUCGAAGAACGUCUAGUAUGGUUGGUUUGGCUUAUCCAGCUGAAGUAAUAGCAUCCUUUAAGGAUGUUGACAAAUGGUCAUUUGAUGUAUUUUCCUUAAAUGAAGCAAGUGGAGGCCACAGCCUGAAAUUUAUGAUGUAUGAAUUGUUUACCAGAUAUGAUUUAUUGAGCCGUUUCAAGAUUCCUGUUCCAAGUCUUAUUUCAUUUGGAGAAGCUUUGGAAAUUGGCUACAGCAAGUAUAGAAAUCCUUACCACAACUUGAUCCAUGCAGCUGAUGUUACCCACACUGUACAUUGCAUCAUGCUUCUCACUGGGAUCAUGCACUGGCUAACUGAACUGGAAAUAUUAGCCAUGAUUUUUGCAGCUGCAGUUCAUGACUAUGAGCAUACUGGGACUACAAACAAUUUCCACAUUCAGACCAGGUCAGAUGUUGCCAUUCUGUACAAUGAUCGCUCUGUUCUCGAAAACCACCAUAUUAGUGCUGCUUAUAAGAUUAUGCAGGAAGAGGAAAUGAAUAUUCUGGUGAAUCUAACAAAAGAUGAAUGGAGGGAGCUGCGCAACCUGGUUAUUGAGAUGGUUUUAUCUACUGAUAUGUCUGGGCAUUUCCAGCAAAUCAAGACAAUGAGGCACACUCUUCAGCAAACAGAAGAGAUAGACAAAGCCCGAGCCAUGGCCUUGAUCCUCCAUGCUGCUGACAUCAGCCAUCCAUCAAAAUUGUGGGAUCUGCACUACCGAUGGACAAAGGCCCUGAUGGAAGAAUUUUUUCGACAGGGAGAUAAAGAGGCAGAGCUGGGGCUACCAUUCUCUCCUCUCUGUGACCGGAAAUCCACCAUGGUGGCACAGUCCCAAAUAGGUUUCAUUGAUUUCAUAGUGAAACCAACAUUUGCUCUUCUUACUGACUCCAUGGAGAAAAUAGUUUUUCCUCUUAUAGAGGAAGCAUCAAAGUCCGAAAGUCCUACCUUUCUGACAGCACCAAGUGAAAAUAGUACAGGAAGUACCAGCAGUGAUCUACACAAAAAGAUAAGUAUAAAAAAUGCCGCAUGUGUUGGUGGGACCUGCUUAGAAAACCCUUUGGCAAUGGUGGAUUUAAGAAGCUUUAAGGACAACUUGUUCCAGACCAUACAGGAAAACAAAGACAGGUGGAAAGAUUUAGCAGAAAAAGGUAUGUUUUCCCUUGCCAGUUCAUCAAUAAUUUCAUCUUUCAUCUGUGUUUGUUAUAUUACCUUGGACAUACUAGAUAACAAGAUUUGCUAGUGGUCAUAUGGAUGAGAAGGACUGACUUCAAUAUAGCAAUUAUUCUCUGUAUGCACAGUGAAAUAGGAACACUCUUUCCCCCCUUUUUUUCCUCUCUUUCUUUUUGCAAAAUUGUAGUUAAAUCUGCUAUUUGUCCGAUACUUCAAAUGGCUGCAUUUAUAUGUUCAAGCCACUAGAUGGUAUAUAACCACAUCUUAUACUGUAUCUUGUACAUCAGACAGAGAUGAACUUGGAAUUGGAAUAUAGGUUGAAGAAAUGUGCUGAGAAUAAAAAGAUAUCAAUGCAAUAGACCCAAAUGUAUAUUGUUCAUUUGGAAAAAUUGAUCACCUUGCACAGGUAUCAUGCUAACAAUUGGCUGGGUUAUAUGUGAAAAGGAUUUUGAGAUUGGAAUGCCAAGUUGAAUAUAAAUCAGCUGAAUAUGCUUUUGGGUGGCCCAAAAAACCAAAUGCAAUUUAAGCAACAUACAUAAGAAUGUAGUUUUCAAAUCAUAGGAAGUUAAUGUUGCUCCACCUCCCCUUGGUUCCUAUGCUAGGAUUCAAAGAAACUGUAAAAGAUGGAAAGAAGGUCAGGAAAGAGGAGGGAACUGGAAACUAAUUUUAUAUGAAGAGAAUGAGAGGGACUGAGCAAAGUUACUUCGGGGUGGGAGGACAACUAAGGAGAGAGAUGAUAGCAUUCCUCAAUUAUUUAAAAGGUAUCAGCCGGAAGCAGCCAAUAAGACAGUAUCUGACAUCCUAGAAUGCAUAUAAUAAACUGUGGGAAGGCAGAUUCUGAUUGAAAAUUAGGAAACUUUUCUUACUAGCAAGAACAAUUUAACAUUGGAACAUUAUCAAGUGAUAAUGGUAAGAUUCUCCUUUGCUAGACCUUUUCCUGGAUAGACAACAGGAUCAGUCAGCAAUGGCUUAAAUAUCCUGUGCAAAUAUUAUGAUUGCCUGCAGUGACAUGCAAGGGACCAUGUAGGUUUCUGACCCCUGAUGGGGUAACAAUAUCAGCUACAUUUUUUCUUUUCCCAUUCAACACCUUUUAAAUUAUCCUGCUGUAAGAAUACCUCAAUUAAGCCAAUGAUUUUUUUAAAACAUAAGUCUUGGUAACUCUAUUUGGUUCUGGUACUGGAAGAAAGCCCUGGGCUAAGAAUUUUUUAAUGGAGGAUAACUACCAUAUUAGGGUUGUGCAGAGUUUUAAAGAAGUGAUUCCAUUGGAAAAAGAAUUUGCUGAAAUCAGCUCCUGAAUCAAAUAUUCAAAUUGAAUCUCUUUCGUUAGUCCUUCAAAUACGUUUUGGGAGGUUUCAAGGUGGUUUGGAGAGCCAGUGGACUUUCUGUCUUUGCUGUGUCAAAUAAUUUUGCAGCUCUCUUUUUUAUAAAUGGACAAAGCUGGAAGGGGAAAAAAAUGCAAUGAUCAGAGUGACAAGCUGUUCUAUACCAGUGUGAUUAGUUGAUCAAUAAAUAUUAUCCUUGAAAAUCCUGCCUGGUGAUGGUGAGAAAUAGUUGUUCCGCUCUCUGUGUCUCAAUCCUUCUCCCAAAAUCUUUUAAGCUCAUUGAGCAAAUCAGUUUGCUCAAUGAGAAAGAAUGAAUGAAAGAAAAAAGAGACUCAGAUUUAUUUUACUGUGCUUUUUCCUAAUCUGCUUUGUUCUUUGUUCUUGUAAACUUCUAACUUUGCCAAAAUCAUAACUUCUUGUGCUUAUGUUCCAUUUAUUUUCAGACUAGUUGUCUGAUCUUCAAUGAAGUCCCCAUAAUCUCUGCAGUUCUUCAGCCCUUCCCAUUCCUCUGCACCCCCAAAUGAAAAACAAAUACCAUCCCACCCAAAUCCUUUCUUCCUUUUCUGCAUCUUAUCCAAAUCUGUUUUACCUUAUACUAAGCAGGUUAGUUUAAUUGACAGGAGUUUGGGGGAGGGAGGGACAGAACUUGAAUCAUCACCUCCUAAUGCAAAUCGUGUGCCUUAUGUACUUCCAUCCAACUUUGGGCACAAGUACAUCAGAAACUUGCCUCCUGAUAUGAUUGUGGAUGUGUCAUGUUAACGUUAUCUUAGUUUGCUGAGGAUGCCUAUGUGAGCAAGUCUGAGACCGUGUGUUGCCUGUUCAACUAUUGGGUAAUAAGAUGAAGCAUUUCAUAUCAUAGUUUAUUAUGUGGCCAAGAGUAAUAUUCUGCAUACACACAGUUCUCAACUUGUUUUAAAACAAGUCAUUAUUUUAAAAAGUCAUUAUUUAAAAAAAAAAAGUUACACAAACUAUACAUCAUUUCCAGAAGAGCCUAGCCUAGCCAAUGAACUAUAUUAAUAAGCCUGCCAAAUCUGAAAAUGAAGUCAAUCGAAAGUGGUGGAUUCUUCCAUCUUUAGUUUUUUGAACAGUUUUCAAUCAUUUUUAUUUUUAAGCUGGACUAGAAGUGGUAUGCAUUGUUUUAGCACUUCUGUAUAGGAUCCUUGCUGGACAAUUGAAAAGUUGUUUUUUUCUUCUUCAAUGUUCUGCUUUAGAACAAAUAGAUGGGAAAUAUUUCUACAAUCUAUUGCCAUGAAAUCUUUGAAAUUUUUGUGCCUAAAAUGUUGCAGGACCCUUUAAAGGGUCUACUGAAUCUACUGUUUCCAUUCCAUUCUUUCAAAAAUGAAGCAGCUACAGGGAUUUUUAUGCUUCUCCAUUGUAACUUAUAGUCAAACCUUUCAUCAAAUCAACCUUCAAAUCAGUUUAAAUAGAAUGUGGUUGCCAGUAAAUCAAAAAUUUGAAUUGGGCUAUCUACAAAUCUCACAUACUGGAUCUUGAUUGUUUCCAUUCCUUAACAUCAAUUUGGAAAUCUUGGCUACAACUGUAGUCACAUUUAAUUGGGCCUAAUAAAGGUAUUCAGAAGAAAACUGUUGAAUCUGGAUGCGUUUAAGGCAGGCUAGAUUUAUGGCCCCCUGAAUUUUAUUGUAUUGAAAUAUUUUAUUUACAUUGUAGGACAUGAGAGAAAAAAAUAUUUAUAUUCAUACCAAAUUGAAUGCAGCUCCUACUGUACAUAGGAAUUUUUCUUCCCUACAAAAGAGGCCUCUUUUGAAAGUAUUGUAAUAAACAAAAUUUCAAGAUAACUCGGGGGGGGGGAGGUUGGACAAUAUACAUUCUUAAUCUAUGAGUAGCCAAUUGCCUUUUAAUAUAUAUAUAUAUUCUUUUUCCUGUCCUGUACUCAUAAAACACUAGAAUUCACUGCAUCCUCCCUUAGAAGGUUCACUGGACCCCAGAAUGUUACCUGGAUCCCUGAUUGUGAUAUGGGUUAGAAUAGGGGUCCCCAACCUGUGGGCCGCAGCCCAUUAAUGGUCCGUGAGGGGUUUGCAGCUGGGCUGUGAAAAUGGCUGGCAAGUGAGCAUGCAUGCAAGUGCAUCCUCUCUUGUGUGAGCAGCGGGCAAACACAUGUGCGCACACUCCACUUGUGUGAGCAUCAGGCCCGCAUGCACACUUCUUACACAAAUGGACCUGCAUGCACGUGCACUUGUCAGCCGCUUAUGUGAACCACCCCCUCCCCACCUUCCCACGCCAGUGUGCAAAGCUUGAAAGGUUGGGGAACUCUGGGUUAGAGUUAAUUAAAAAAUAGAUAAUAUGGAAGUUGUGAGCCUUUGUGUUGCUGUAAAUAUGCACAGUGGCUCUUUUCCCAUUUUUUUAAGUAAUCAAAAUCAUCAAGAAAGCAAACUUCCCUUUCCUCCAAAUUGUGAACACAAUUCUCCCUUUUCUGAUCAGUUUAAAGUGAUUCCCAUUCGUGAACAGGGGCAAAUUCAAAGUGUAUAGUAUGUUUGUGUGUAUGUACACAUGGUCAUAUAGUUAUGCCAGUGUGUUAAACUAAGGGGAUCUUUUAGUUAAAUGUUAUAGUUUGCUUUAGAUGAUGCUCUACUAGACAGGUAAGAGGUAGAAAAAUCCACUCUCAUAGACACUGUGAAGGAGAAAUUUGCUAUUGGCUAUGUGACUGUAUUUGUUGGGAGUUAAUAUCCCAAAUUAUUGGAAAGCGCCAGAUUGGUUGAAAUAGGCCUUGGGUCUGAAAUCCAGCAUGUUUGGUCUUAUUUUAGUAACUGAACAUAAUAAGCACAGGACCCCCAGCCAUGUAUUUAAAAUAAGAGUGGCCAGACACAUCCUAGGAAAAUGCCACACAUGAUACAGCAUAUAUAAUAUAUACAGUAUAAAUAUAUGCAGUAUAUACAAUAUAAAUAUAUACAGUAUAUAUAGUAGUAUAUAGUAUAUAGGGUUUGUGUGCAUGUGUGUAUGUUAGUA